AUGUCGUCAUUUACACAUAUAAAGUUGAGUUUCCUUCAAAUCUUUUCCAAUGGUUUAGUAAAACGUGUUGAAUGGGAAACCUCCAAUGAUUUAUCAUCCAAUGGAUAUAAGUACUCCGAGGAUGUGAUCAUUGACUCUACCAAGCCUAUAUCUGCACGGAUAUUUCUGUCUGAUACUCUGGGCUCCACUUGCCGCCUUCCAGUUCUAGUUUACUUCCAUGGUGGUUGUUUCAUUGUAGGCUCAACCAAAUGGCUUGGGUACCAUACUUUCCUUGGAGACUUUCCAGUGGCAUCCCAAUCAAUAGUUCUUUCUGUGGACUACCGCCUUGCACCUGAAAACAGGCUUCCUAUAGCUUAUGAUGAUUGUUAUAGUUCACUUGAGUGGCUAAAUUGCCAGGCGAGCUCUGAACCAUGGCUUGAGAGGGCUGACCUCUCUCGUGUGUUUUUCUCAGGGGACAGUGCUGGAGGAAUCAUCUCCAAGCUUUCAGCAGAUGAAAUUGAUGCUACUUCCCAAAAUUAUCAUCCCCUGCUCAUAUUGGAUUUCAGAAUCAUUAAUCUUCUACUGCUUAGCAGCACUUCAAAUUAA
Molecule: messenger RNA, 585 nt
Organism: Vitis vinifera (wine grape)
Lineage: Eukaryota; Viridiplantae; Streptophyta; Magnoliopsida; Vitales; Vitaceae
Product: probable carboxylesterase 6
Exons: 2
Coding region: 1-585 (194 amino acids)
Molecular function (GO): hydrolase activity
Source: RefSeq, a predicted model, not a curated record